This is a messenger RNA of Salvia hispanica, 1148 nucleotides long. Its product is annotated as homeobox protein knotted-1-like 1. Gene Ontology annotation, molecular function: DNA binding; DNA-binding transcription factor activity, RNA polymerase II-specific. Lineage: Eukaryota; Viridiplantae; Streptophyta; Magnoliopsida; Lamiales; Lamiaceae. The record is from RefSeq and is a predicted model, not a curated record. Gene Ontology annotation, cellular component: nucleus. Gene Ontology annotation, biological process: regulation of DNA-templated transcription.
CCUUCCACUCUUCGUUUUUGGCACUGAAUAAAAUACCUACUUCAAUUUCCAUUUCCAAAAACCUGCCCUCUCUCUUUCACCUCUUUCCCCAAACCUUUGUCUACUCCCUUUGGUGGUGAACAUGGAUUACCUAAGAAUCACUGUUUCUUCGCCUGACCACAUGUGGCUUUAAAUUUUCAACACACACACACAUACAAGCAGAAGACGCAGGCAUUGUGUUGUUGUUGAUAGGGAUGGAUGAUGAGCAGCUAUACACCUCCUUCCAUUAUUCAACAUACCACACUGAUUUCGAUGGAGAUGGAAUGUCCACUCAACAUCAUCAUCAGGAGCAAGACCUAAUCAAAGCUCGGAUUGCUAAUCACCCACUCUAUCCCACCUUGCUCUCUUCCUACAUCGACUGCACCAAGGUAGGUGCAUCUCCAGAAACGGCUUCUCUUCUUGACGAAAUCCGCAGAGACACCAAUCCCAUAUUUGUAACAAAUCACUUUGGGACAGACCCUGAACUCGAUUCCUUCAUGAGAUCAUACUGCGAGUCUCUACGCAAAUGUAAGGAGGAGUUAUCGAAGCCAUUCGAUGAGGCGAGGAGUUUCUUAAGCAGCAUUGGAUCUCAGCUCUCUCAUCUCUGCAACCAAAACCUACCUUCAACUUCUAUUCAUUCUAAUGAUGAGAGGGCGUGUAGAUCAGAGGAGGAUGUAAGCUGUGGAGAAGUGGUGGAAGGUUGUGGAAGCAUGCUAGAAUCAGGAGGCGAUGGGGAGUUGAAAGAGAUGCUGAUGCGGAAAUACAGCGGGUACGUGAGCAAUUUGAGGAAAGAGAUGUUGAAGAAGCGGAAAAAGGGUAAACUGCCAAAGGAUGCUAUUUCUGCUUUGUUGGACUGGUGGAACGCACACUAUAGGUGGCCUUACCCUACCGAAGAAGAGAAGAAGAGGCUGUCGGAGAUGACGGGGCUGGAGCAGAAGCAGAUCAACAACUGGUUUAUCAACCAGAGGAAGCGCCACUGGCGCCCCUCCCACGACAUGAGAUCCACCCUCAUGGAAGACGUCACUGCCACUGAUUCAACUUUGUAACCAUUCAAUUCCUUCCAAUCAUUUGUAUCUAAAACUACCCUCUUCACGUAUUACCAUUAUCACUAUCUUUUCUUUUUUCUUUGA